Zonotrichia albicollis (white-throated sparrow) is the source of this 5316-nucleotide messenger RNA. The record is from RefSeq and is a predicted model, not a curated record. NCBI's taxonomy places the organism in Eukaryota, Metazoa, Chordata, Aves, Passeriformes, Passerellidae.
UGCUUCCAAGGGCUGAUGGAACCUGCAGCUGUGAUGCUGAGCUUGGUGGUGGCUCUGGUGGGAACAUGGACCUUGGGGGGAGCCCAGGAGAGCAUCUCGUGGGAGGUGCAGCGCUACGAUGGCUGGUACAACAACCUGCUGCACCACAGCCACGGCUCUGUGGGAGCCAGGCUGCUGCGUCUGCUGCCGGCACAUUUCGCGGACGGCGUGUACCAGGCGCUGUUCCUUCCAGCCCUGUCCAGCCUGGCCUGGGUCACCCUGGCUGCUCAUGGUGGUGCCCCCAGCCUGCCCACAGCUGUCCUGCUCCAGCUGCUGACCAGGCUUUGGUGUCUGCCAGGUUUCCACGUGCUCCUGGACAUCCUGGACACAGAGAAGCCCGGCUGCCCUGCUGAGUUCCUCAACAUCCACAUCCCCUCUGGAGACCCCGUGUUUGACCCUGCUGGCACUGGAGACGUGGUCCUGCCCUUCCAGCGCGUCCGCUGGGCAGCAGAGACGGGACAGAGCCCCAACAGCCCCCGGGAGCAGACCAACGGGGUGACGGGCUGGCUGGAUGGCAGCUCCAUCUACGGCCCCUCUCACUCCUGGAGCGAUGCCCUGAGGAGCUUCCAGGGGGGACAGCUGGCAGCAGGGCCCAACGGGAGCCUCCCCAGGCAGACAGACGGGAGGGUGCCCAUGUGGAAGGCUCUGGAUCCAUCCACGGGACAGGGCGGUCCCCAAGGGAUCUACGACCUGGGCAGUGCCUGGGGGAAUGAGAGCCCCUUCCUGCAGGCCGAGAGCAUCGCCUGGUUCCGCUACCACAACCACGUGGCCGCAGCCCUGGCCCAGCAGCAUCCUGCCUGGUCCGAUGAGGAUCUCUUCCAGCACGCCCGCAAGAGGGUCAUUGCCACCUUCCAGAGCAUCGUUCUGUACGAGUGGCUGCCGACCCUGCUGGGCACACAGGUCCCCGAGUACCAAGGUUACCAGCAGCACCUGGACCCCAGCCUCUCCCCUGAAUUUGUGGCAGCUGCCAGGCAAUUCCUGGCCACCAUGGUGCCUCCAGGAGUUUACAAGAGGUAGGAGCAGCCUGGUGGGACCAUGGGACUGUGUGAGGGGAGGGGAUGCCCAAGCUGGGCUGGCUCGUUUCCAGCAGUGAGGCUCUGCAACAGCUACUGGAGCAGAGAGAGCCCUGGGCUACAGAAGGCAGAGGAUGUGGACGAGCUCCUGCUGGGGAUGAGCUCCCAGAUAGCAGAGCGGGAGGACAACAUUGUGGUGGAGGAUCUGCAAGAUUUCUGGUAUGGACCCUUGAAGUACUCCCGCACUGACUUCGUGGCCAGCUGGAUCCAGCGAGGGAGGGACUUUGGCCUGCCCACCUACAACCAAGCCCGGCAGCAUUUUGGGUUGGAACCUCUCCAAAACUGGUCAAGCCUUGCCCCACACCUGGAGCCACAGGUCCUGCGGAAAGUUGCUGCCCUGUAUGGCAACAACCUGGCUGGGCUGGAGCUGCUCCCUGGAGGCAUGCUGGAGGCUGAUGGCUCCCUCUUCUCCACCAUCAUCCUGGAACAGUUCCUGCGCCUGCGUGACGGUGACAGGUUUUGGUUCGAAAACACCAAGAAUGGGCUGUUCACAGAGGAGGAGAUCAGGGAGAUCCGUAACACCACCUUCCACGACGUGCUGACUUCUGUCACCUCUGCCAAACCCACAGACCUCCAGCCCCACGUGUUCAUGUGGAGACAGGGGGACCCGUGCCCCCAGCCCCAGCAGCUGACAGCUCAACUCCUGGCCAACUGCACGCCCAUGAUGGUGCUGGACUACUUUGCAGGCAGCGGCGCGGGCUUCGGCAUCAUCAUCGUUGUCCUCUGCUGCCUGCCCCUGGUGACUCUGUUUGUGGCCUGGGUGGUUGCUGCUCUGCGCAGGAGGGAUUUCCAGAAGCUGCAGAGGAAGCAGGGCACCAGCGUGCGCAGGGAGGUGUCUGGCGAGGCCGUGUGUGCCAUGGAGUGGCAUGGGCCCAAGGCAGACAGCUGUCCUGUCUACAUUCAGCUCCAAGCUGACAAAGAGCUCAAAGUGCUGGACAGCAGAGGGUCUGUGCUGCGGAGCAUCAACCUGAAAGCCCAGCCAAGGGUGGAGGUGAUUCUCUCCAACAACAGAGGCAACAGAGCUCUGCUCCUGAAGAGCCCCAAGGAGUAUGAUCUGGUGCUGCUCUUCAAUGGGGAGGCCGAGAGGAGCAUCUUUGUUGGGAAGCUCAGAGACUACUUGAAGGAGAGCAGCUUUGACCUGCAUCUGUCUGAGAUGAGGGAGCAGAACCUGAUGAAACGGGCAGUCACCCAGGAGCAGAGAAAACAAAUUCUAGAGACUUUCUUCAGGCACCUGUUUGCUCAGGUGCUGGAAAUCGACAGAUCUGAUGCUGGGGAGCUCAGCUUUGAAUCUUCACAGAAGGCAAGGGAAUCCCUCACCUGUGAGCUGAGCAGGGCUGAGUUUGCUGAAGCCCUGGGGCUCAAGGAGCACUCCAUGUUUGUGGAGUCCAUGUUCUCCCUGGCUGACAAAGACGGCAAUGGCUACAUCUCCUUUCGGGAGUUCCUGGACAUCUUGGUGGUCUUCAUGAAAGGGUCCCCAGAGGAAAAGUCCAAGGUGAUGUUCAGGAUGUAUGACACUGAUGAGAAUGGGUUCCUCUCCAAGGAGGAGUUUCUGAGGAUGCUCAGGUCCUUCAUUGAGAUCUCCAACAACUGCCUGUCAAGUGAGCAGGCAGAGCAGGUGACCGAGUCCAUGUUCCGGGCCUCGGGCUUCCAGGACCGCGAGGAGCUGACGUGGGAGAAUUUCCAUUACAUGCUGCGGGACCACGACAGCGAGCUGCGCCUCACCCAGCUCUGCGUCAGAGGUAUCCCUGAGGUCUCCAAGCAAAAUCUGCGCAACUGUGUCUCCUUCAUAAAAAAGAACGAGCCAAAAGGAAUCAUCUCAGAGGAGAAAACAGACCCAAACCUGGACACUGUGAGUCACUACAUGGAGCGAAAAGGCCAAGAACUGAGGAAGAGACCAGGAAGAAAGGCAAACCAGUACCAGCUGCGUCUGUACACGGAAGCGCGACGGAAGAAGUACGAGAGGAACAAAGUCCAGCAGAAGAUCCAGGAGUUCAAGCGCUUCGUUGAGAAUUACCGACGCCACAUCGUCUGUGUCACCCUUUUCUCUGCCAUCACUGCUGGUGUCUUUGCUGAGAGAGCCUACUACUACGCCUUCGCAUCCCCCAGCACUGGAAUUGCACAGACCACCUUUGUGGGGAUCAUCAUCUCCCGGGGUUCAGCUGCCUCCAUCUCCUUCAUGUACUCCUACAUCCUGCUCACCAUGUGCCGCAACCUCAUCACCGUCCUGCGGGAGACCUUCCUCAAUCACUACAUCCCCUUUGACGCCGCCGUUGACUUCCACCGCUGGAUUGCCAUGGCAGCCCUGAUUUUCUCAGUGCUCCACACUGCAGGCCACGUAGUGAACGUCUACAUCUUCUCAGUCACACCUCUCAGUGUGCUGUCCUGCCUUUUCUCCACUGUCUUUACAAAUGAUGGGUCACAGCUCCCACAGAAGUAUUACUGGUGGUUCUUCCAAACUGUUCCAGGCAUGACAGGAGUGCUGCUGCUCGUGGUCCUUGCUGUGAUGUACGUGUUUGCCACACACCACUUCCGGCGCGUCAGCUUCCAGGGAUUUUGGAUCACUCACCACCUCUACAUGCUGCUCUACAUCCUGGUCAUCAUCCAUGGCAGCUACGCACUGAUCCAGCAGCCCCGUUUCCACAUCUACUUCAUCAUCCCAGCCCUCAUCUACAGCGCAGACAAGCUAUACAGCCUGAGCAGAAAGAAGGUGGAGAUCAGUGUGGUGAAAGCCGAGCUCCUGCCCUCAGGUGUCACCCACCUGCAGUUCCAGCGGCCGCAGGACUUUGACUACAAGUCCGGGCAGUGGGUGCGCAUAGCAUGUCACCCCUGGGGACGUCUAGACCAAGAGAGCAUCUCAGCAAUGGGUUGUGCCAAGCGUGAUGCACUCCUCCAGCCCUUCCAAGGCCUGGGCAAGCAGAGACUUCUGCUAACUGCUGUCUCCCUCCAGCUCUACCUGGACGGGCCCUUUGGGGAGGGCCACCAGGAGUGGAACAAGUUUGAGGUGUCGGUGUUGGUGGGAGGAGGCAUCGGGGUGACUCCCUUCGCAUCCAUUCUCAAGGACCUGGUCUUCAAGUCAUCCAUAAACUCCAAGCUGCUGUGUAAGAAGAUCUACUUCAUCUGGGUGACGCGCACGCAGCGGCAGUUUGAGUGGCUGACAGACAUCAUCCGGGAGGUGGAGGAGUCAGACAAGAACGGCUUGGUCUCUGUGCACAUCUACAUCACACAGCUGGCUGAGAAGUUCGAUCUGCGCACCACCAUGCUGUACAUCUGUGAGCGGCACUUCCAGAAGGUGCUGAACAAGAGCCUGUUCACGGGGCUGCGCUCCAUCACCCACUUUGGGCGCCCUCCCUUCGUGCCCUUUUUCAGCUCGCUGCAGGAGGUGCACCCUGAGGUGCAGAAGAUCGGGGUGUUCAGCUGCGGCCCGCCCGGGAUGACAAAGAGUGUGGAGCAGGCGUGCCGGCACAUGAACAAGAAGGACCAGACCUACUUUGCACAUCACUAUGAGAAUUUCUGACCUUACCCCGCACUGUUCCACCCUCUGGCUGCAGCUGCAUGAUUUCACCCUAACACCUAGCAGCAAUACUUCCAGCAGCCACAGUCCCAGGCACCUUCCCCAGGUGAAAGCCAUCCAGAGCUGAGUGCAGGGAUACUGAGACCCACACAGCAGAGAUCUGUGUGCUAGUAAGGCUUUGCCAUCCCAGCACUGCCCUACACGGCCCCAGUGAGAACCCCUGAGCCCUGCUACCAUCCACACAUCCCUGCAGCCCCACAGACAGGGGCAUGCUGCUGUCCCAACCCAGUUAAACCCAGCUCUGCCCCCUUAAUGGCACAGGACAGAGCUUCUGCUCUGCUGGGGGACUCAGGGAAUGUUUCUGACCAGCUUUGGGGAGCAGCUUGGUGCCUGCACAACCUGGAUUCACAGCACUUUGUUCCAAGACCCAUGUGGUGAACAGAUGGGGUGAGGAGCCAGCAAGCUCCCUGCUAGCCCUCUUUUUGAAACAGCUCUCCUCACACACUCUUCAGUGCCUGCUUGUUAACUCUCCAAGCCCUCCCUGGGUUUGCAUAAGGCCUUAGCUGUGUUUGCAUUGGCUUCUUCCAGCAGUGUCAGUCCUUCAGUCAGGUAUCAGUUGUACUUGGUUAAGUAAUGCCUGGCUUUGCAUCACUGCUGCUUUUACAGGCUGUGGUUGAGCUCAAAUAAAGCUGA